This is a messenger RNA of Lotus japonicus, 1024 nucleotides long. RefSeq names its product 60S ribosomal protein L7-2-like. Bases 142 to 879 code for a protein of 245 amino acids. Gene Ontology annotation, molecular function: RNA binding; structural constituent of ribosome. NCBI's taxonomy places the organism in Eukaryota, Viridiplantae, Streptophyta, Magnoliopsida, Fabales, Fabaceae. The transcript is spliced from 6 exons. The record is from RefSeq and is a predicted model, not a curated record. Gene Ontology annotation, cellular component: cytosolic large ribosomal subunit. Gene Ontology annotation, biological process: maturation of LSU-rRNA from tricistronic rRNA transcript (SSU-rRNA, 5.8S rRNA, LSU-rRNA).
AAUAUAAAAGCCCAAGAAGCAAAAGCCCGCGAAUUGAAAACCCUAAAUUCAACCCAAUAAAGAAGAAGAGAAAACCCUAUAUACCUUGUUCGAAUCCAUUCUUCCUGAGCCUCCGCCGCUGAAGCACCAUCACCAUCGAGAAUGGUCAGCAAAGAGGAAGUGAAAGCGGUGGUUCCUGAAUCCGUGUUGAAGAAGCAGAAGAGGAACGAGGAAUGGGCAUUGGCAACGAAGCAGCAACUCGAAGCCGCCAAGAAGAAGAGGGCUGUAUCUCGCAAGCUGAUUUGGAGCAGAGCCCAACAGUAUGCCAAGGAAUACGAUGAGCAGCAGAAGGAGCUUGUUAGGUUGAAGCGUGAAGCUAAGCUCAAGGGUGGGUUCUAUGUCAACCCUGAAGCUAAGCUCUUGUUCAUCGUCAGGAUCAGAGGUAUCAAUGCUAUGCACCCCAAAACCAGGAAGAUUCUGCAGCUUCUGCGUUUGAGACAGAUCUUUAAUGGUGUAUUCCUCAAGGUCAACAAAGCAACCGUGAAUAUGCUACAGAGAGUAGAGCCUUAUGUUACUUAUGGUUAUCCUAAUUUGAAGAGUAUCAGAGAAUUGAUCUACAAGAGGGGAUACGGGAAAGUUAACAAACAGAGAAUUGCUUUGACAGACAACUCUGUUAUUGAACAGACUCUUGGGAAGCAUGGAAUUAUUUGCAUUGAAGAUCUGAUCCAUGAGAUAUUGACUGUUGGACCUCACUUCAGGGAGGCCAAUAACUUCCUAUGGCCUUUCAAGCUCAAAGCUCCUCUUGGUGGUCUGAAGAAGAAAAGAAAUCAUUAUGUUGAAGGGGGUGAUGCUGGCAACAGGGAAGAUUACAUUAAUGAGCUUAUUAGGAGGAUGAAUUAAUUUUAGUCAUAUCUUGUUAAGUAUAAGAUUAACUAUUGAGGUUUGUUCCAGUUUUGCUUUAAACAAUUUUAAUCAUUUUGUUUCAAAUGAUGCUUGAGAUGAUCGGGAUAUUUUCAUUGCUUGCAAUGCUUCGUUUUUCAAGUAA